AUGCAUGUCGACAAACAAAAGAAUGCGAAAAAUAAACAAAAUAACACCAUAAUAAAUACAUCAGAGGAUAUGAUUGUGGGCCCAGGCCAUGUCGCACAGGUUGUGAGCCGGUGGACUAAAAUUUCCCUCGCCACACUUCAUCAAGGGGAGAAGGAGAAGUUGAUCGACUUAGCGAAAAAAUUGCAUGAGCGAGUUGUUGGGCAGGAUGAAGCGGUCAAUUCGGUUGCAAAAGCAGUGUUGCGUUCAAGGGUCGGCUUUGGUCAAUCUGAACAACUUAUAAACUCAUUCCUUUUUUUGGGAUUCCUUGGUGUUGGUAAAACAGAACUUGCUAAAGCUCUCGCUGUGAAGAUAUUUGACACUCAAAAGGCGUUGAUUCGCUUUGAUAUGUCUGAAUAUGCUGAGAGUGGAUCUGUGUCACGUCUAAUCGGUGGACCUCGAAGCUAUGAAGAAGAUGGACAACUCACCGAGAAAGUGAAGAGCUGUCCAUACAGUGUUGUCCUAUUUGACCAAGUGCAUAAAGCAGAACCCUCAGUAUUUAAACUUUUUAUUCAAAUCCUUGAUGAUGGUAUGUUGACCGAUGGAAAAGGACGGCUUGUCAACUUCAAGAAUACUAUCAUCAUUAUGACUACGAAUUUGGGAGCAAACCACCUAACAUCAAGAAUCACCGGAGAGAGCACCAUGAGAGCUGGAAGAGAUCUUCUAACGAAAGAGAUUGAGAAAUGCUUCAAGCCUGAACUAAUGAAUAGACUGAGUGAGAUUGUGACAUUUGAGCCACUUUCACAUGACGAACUAAGGGAGGUUGUGAAAAUCCAGAUGAAGAAUGUCACCGCCAUGGUAGCUAACAAGGGUGUCUCUCUAGUUACAACUGAUGCCGCUCUGGAUGUCAUUUGGUCAGAAGCACAUGAUCCAGUGUACGGUGCAAGGCCUAUAAAAAGGUGGGUGCAAAAGCAUGUGACGGCAAUUCUCUCAGACAUGAUGGUCAAUGGAGAAGCAUGUGAAGGCUCCACCAUCUCCAUCGACGCAACAGAGGAUAAGAUGGGGCUGAAGUACCAAGUACUAAACUGA
Molecule: messenger RNA, 1065 nt
Organism: Triticum turgidum subsp. durum (durum wheat)
Lineage: Eukaryota; Viridiplantae; Streptophyta; Magnoliopsida; Poales; Poaceae
Source: the annotation of a GenBank genome assembly